AUGGCCAACUCAAAAUUCGAAUACGUCCGCCACUUCGAACUCUCAAACAACACCUACCUCCUCCCAAACACCUACAUAAUAAUCCGCAUUGACGGCCGUUCCUUCCACCGCUUCACCACCCUCCACUCCUUCACAAAACCCAAUGACUCCCGCGCUCUAUCCCUCAUGAACGCCGCCGCAGUCGCCGUAUUCCACGACCUAGGCGGCGAAGUAAUCUCCAUCGCCUACGGCGUCUCCGACGAAUUCUCUUUCGUCUUACGAAAAGAAUGUAACCUCUUCGAACGUCGAGAAGCAAAAUUAGUCUCCACCAUAGUCUCUAUCUUCACAGCAUACUAUAUUUCCCUAUGGUCUACAUAUUUCCCCUCGGAGCCUUUAAAAAGACCGUUACCGACUUUUGAUGGGAGAGCAGUGUGUUAUCCUACUAUUGUGAAUGUAAGGGAUUAUUUGAGUUGGAGACAGGCGGAUUGUCAUAUUAAUAAUCUUUAUAAUACGACUUUUUGGACGUUGAUAUUGAAGGGGGGGAUGACGCCUCAGGAGGCGGAGAAGGAGUUGAUGGGGACGCUGGCGAAGGAUAAAAAUGAGAUUUUGUGGAGUAGGUUUGGGGUUAAUUAUAAUAAUGAGCAGGAGAUGUUUAAGAAGGGGAGCGUGGUUUAUAGGAAUUAUGGCGCUGUGCCGGAAUCUUCAGCAGACGAUAAGCCCGAUGAGAAGGAGGCAGACUCGGAACCAAAAGAAACCGUGGUUGAGCCGAAACCGGCAGUGUCAUCUGCAGUAUCACCGGUAGAAGCACAAAAGGGUAAAUCGAGAUCGCAGCAGAAGCGAGAAGCGAAGAAACUUGCCAAGGCCGAGGUAGUAAUCGAACACGUCGAUAUCAUCAAAGAUACGUUUUGGGAGAAGCGUCCGUGGAUAUUGCAUUGGACCUUAGGACGGCAGAACGAAUAUGCCGGGACAGAGCAGUGA
Molecule: messenger RNA, 957 nt
Organism: Orbilia oligospora ATCC 24927
Lineage: Eukaryota; Fungi; Ascomycota; Orbiliomycetes; Orbiliales; Orbiliaceae
Exons: 3
Coding region: 1-957 (318 amino acids)
Biological process (GO): tRNA modification
Molecular function (GO): tRNA guanylyltransferase activity; magnesium ion binding
Source: RefSeq, a predicted model, not a curated record